Nelumbo nucifera (sacred lotus) is the source of this 1503-nucleotide messenger RNA. Its product is annotated as FBD-associated F-box protein At5g22730-like. NCBI's taxonomy places the organism in Eukaryota, Viridiplantae, Streptophyta, Magnoliopsida, Proteales, Nelumbonaceae. The record is from RefSeq and is a predicted model, not a curated record. Gene Ontology annotation, molecular function: protein binding.
AUGGAGAUCGUAUACAUGGAUAUAGAAGAAGAUUUGCAAGAAGAAAAGGAAGUGACUGAUGCGAUAAUAAACCGUCUACCCGUUUCACUUCUCAGCUUAAUAAUCUCAAGGCUGCCCAUCGAAGAAGCAGUAAGAACAGAUGCAGUAUCACGGCGAUGGAAGCAUCUAUGGAGGUGGAUAAUGCACAUCGAUUUUGAUUCUUUCACAGAGAAAAGAUACAGUCUUGAUCAGGUCAGUCGUAUUAUCAACUGCGUCUUUUCACUUCACUGUGGUAAUAUCUGUAGCUGUAGGAUCACCCAUUAUCUAAGCCAUAACAAAAAUGGUGACGUGAAAGGAUGGAUUGAACACCUGAGAGAUAGGAGACGACGAAUUCAGGAGCUUGCUCUCACUUGCGUUGAUGAUCCUCAUGAUCUGGGUGAUCUACUAUUCCUCCCGGUAAUUAUUGAACAAGAACAAAUAUCAAACGACCUACCGCCGGGCAUCUUUGGUUGUCAAUCUCUGCGUGUGCUUGAAUUGAAUAAAUACUUCUUAAGGGAUGCCUCCCCUUUUGAGAAUUGUGCGAACCUCCAAACUCUGAAUCUCCAGAGCGUCUGCCUUUCGGAUGAUACUCUCAAUAAAAUCAUAUCUAACUGCGUCGCAUUAGAGAACUUGAUCCUGAGUAAGUGCUGUGGUUUAUCAAAGCUUUGGAUUAAUUGCGGAAAUCUCAAGAGCUUAGAGAUUAGUUUCUUCAUCUGCAAAUGGGAGGAAAUUGAUAUUCAAGCCAUGAAUCUUGCAAGCUUGGUGAUUGAUACUGUGCACUGUCCACACGGCUUCAGAUUUAAUACCCCCAAGCUCACAGAACUUCGCAUCAAUCAUCAAGGGGGUCAGAACUUUUUUCCAAAUCAUCAGUGGGAGUUCCGCAUGGUUAAUAAUCAGCAGCUGCUUCGUAGGAACUUCAUGAUUGGUAGAGGCGGAUAUACGAAAACUGCAGAAAUUCUCGAAUCCUGUAGCGGUCUCUAUGUGAAACCUCGUACCAGUCAUAAUCUUCAUUAUGACGAUGAGUACACAUGUUCAUUCAAUAAUCUGAGGAGACUAUUCAUCAAGGUUAAUUUGAAGGAUGUAAGGCAGGCUACUAUAAUUGCAUUCUUCUUUAGAUGGUGCUUCUGUCUUCAAGAACUUAAUAUUGAGAUUGAUGAUGGAAGGAUGUCUGAAUCAGAUCACGAUUGUCUACCAUAUCCAGUGUCUCAGUUUUGGGAGAGGCGGGAGUACUGGAUCUCAUAUUCCUUGAGAAGAGUGCAGAUGAAGGGUUUCAGAGGGCAUGUGCUUGAAAUAGAGUUUGCCAAGUUACUCCUAACAAAAAUUUCAUUGCUUGAAAACAUGGUGAUCCAGUUACAUGACGAGUGCUCACCAAAAGGAGAAGCUUCUACAAGAGGCUUGCUGUCCCUGCCAAUGGCUUCUACCCAUGUCUCCAUUGUAAUAAAAUCUGCAAGGAAUAGGUUGAAAGCUAAAGCAGUGCAAUCCUGA